GCAUGCUGCCGAUUUCAGGCUUUAGCUCUGGAGCUCAGAGAGCAGGCUGACGCUCCACCCUGACUCCACCCUCGCUGCCUCCUCGGUCGGAGCGCUGGGCCGUUUGGAGCAGAGCAGCAGCAGACAUGGACAGAGCGCAUCCUGCGUGGUUCCUGCUGCGCCUCCUGCUGACGGCCGCCGCCCUGACGGAGGCCGCCGCCCUGACGGAGGCCACCGCCCUGACGGACCCGGAGCGCGUCGCUGGGAGGCUGCUCUUCUACCAGACGGAGGGCGGCGCCACCUACCUGAGAGACUCGGGAGCACUGGCGUCAGGGGUUGCCACGGAGACCGUGUUUGAAUUCUUGGAUCCUGAGAGGAACUUCGGCUCGGCCGGGUUCAGCUACACCUGGGACCUGGGGAACGGAGAGGUGAUCCGGGGAACCGAGCCGGUGGUCCAGUACCGAUACUCAGAGUCAGGAAACUACACGCUGCGGCUGAACGUCGGAGGCGACCCGCCGCAGCUCGCUCCUACUGGAGUCUACGCCCAGGAAGUCCAAGUGCUGGAUGCGGUCAGGAGCAUCCAGCUGGUGGCGCCGUCGGACUACAGCGUGAACCAGAACUCCAGCCUGGACCUGCAGCUGGACGGGAGUCCUCCCAUGUGGGUUUGUUGGCGGUUCCUGAGGAACUGCGCCCCGGACCCGGCGGCGGGCUGCACGCUGACCCUGCUGCGUGCCGCCAGCCUGCGGUUGAGCCACACCUUCGGCUCGUCCGGCCUGCACUGCCUGGACGUCAGCGCCCGCAACGCCGUGAGCGCGCUGCGGGCGACCUUCAGUCUCAAGGUCACGAGGAACAAUCGCUGCCACCUGCUGUUCAUCCUGAGCUGCGCCGCCGUUCUCGCUGCCACCUUCUCCUUCAUCCUCGCCAUCGCCUGUCGCCCUCGGCAACUAAACAGCUCACAGGUUGCCGCUUCCAGCAACGCCACGUUUCUGAAGGACCAAGACUCUAAAAUCAUUCUCAGCUUCUCCUCUGUGGAGAAAGGAGAGAGAGUUCCCCUCAUCCUGCAGCCUGGGAGCCAGUACCGUUGCUGAACGCCGCCCAGGAGCUACAUGGAGCUACAUGUUCACCUUUACUCACCUGAGUUUGGGACUGGAACCUCCUCAGUCAGAACUGCUCCUCACAUCUCCUCCUCCUGGUUUUCUGGAUUUCUACCAGUGACCAUGUGAGUCACCAGACUCAUCCCGUUAUGGCUGUCAUCCUAAAUAAAGCUGAUCGACUAGUAA
This is a messenger RNA of Xiphophorus hellerii (green swordtail), 1259 nucleotides long. RefSeq names its product transmembrane protein 130 (gene tmem130). Gene Ontology annotation, cellular component: plasma membrane. The transcript has 8 exons. Lineage: Eukaryota; Metazoa; Chordata; Actinopteri; Cyprinodontiformes; Poeciliidae. The coding region runs from base 126 to 1067 and encodes 313 amino acids. The record is from RefSeq and is a predicted model, not a curated record.